AUGCCUCCGAAGCGCAAGUCCAAAGCCGUGGGCCUGGCCGAAGUGUCCACACCCAAGGCCGCAUCUACGCCCGCACGCGACGACGAUGCCAUGGACGUCGACACCCCACAGGCGUCCGACACCCCUCGCGCUGCUGACACUCCCACGGCUAUCAAGCCCAGUCUGCCGCCUCCCUCCGAGAUCCUCAGCAACCUCUGGACCGACGAUCAGGAAUCCUCCCUGUUCAAAGGCGUCAUCCGAUGGAAGCCCUCAGGCAUCCACAAGCACUUCCGCAUGAUCGCCAUCUCGGAGCACCUGCGCAACCACGGCUUCGACCCGGACGUCGAGACGCACACCCGCAUCCCUUGCAUCUGGAAGAAGCUGCGCCUCUUCUACAACAUGGACGCCAUCGACGACCGCGACAACUCCUUCGACUACGUCAAGGGCCAGGAGCAGGACGAACCCCCCGAGAACAAAUACCACGACUUUGACCUGCCCGCCAACGAGUUCCACGACCUCAUGUGGGCCCGCGCCAUGGCCGGCCCCGGCGAGGAGUCCGUCACCGCCCCGUCCCCCACCCCUGAUAUGGACGUCGACGGCGCAGCCGCGCCACCGCCGCCAGCAGCAUUGGGGGGCAGGAAGCGGAAGCGCGGCGGCACCAACGCCACCGCCAUCGCUGAGACGGCCAGUGUCGCGGGCAGCAGCACGGCAAAGACGCGGCGGUCGAGCACCGUCGAUGACACGGACCGGGAAACGCCCUUCCCCAGCAGCCCCGCGGGACGGGCGACGACGGCGAGGACAGCGCGCAGCCAGAAGCGCGCCGCAGCCAAGGCCAAAGCGGAGAGCCUCGAGCCGCCCGACGGCGACGAGGGGAGCUCAAGCGGCGACGAGGAGGAGGAGGAGGAGGAGGGGCACCACCAACAAGAUGAGGAGGAUCGCCGCGGUAGGGGCGGUCGGGGUGGCAGCAACGACAACAACGAGGAGGAGGAUAGCAGCGAGCCAGAGAGUGACAACGAGGUGGCAGCGGCCGAAGCCAGCACUGCCGCCGCCGCCGCCCCUGCCCCUGUCCCUGCCCCUCUCCCUGCCGCCGCCGCCGCUGCUGCUGCUCCGCCGCCGGCUACGCGGUCGGGGCAGGCCGUAAGCGAGGAUGACAAUAGCAAUGGUGACGGCGGCGAUGACGACGGUGGCGACAAGAAAGGAAAGAAGCCAGCAGCAGUGGCCGGGGGGAGGGGGGGGGCCCAGAUCCGAACGUGCGCGAUGGUGCCGUAG
Molecule: messenger RNA, 1248 nt
Organism: Durotheca rogersii
Lineage: Eukaryota; Fungi; Ascomycota; Sordariomycetes; Xylariales; Xylariaceae
Product: chromatin modification-related protein EAF7-domain-containing protein
Exons: 3
Coding region: 1-1248 (415 amino acids)
Biological process (GO): regulation of transcription by RNA polymerase II
Cellular component (GO): NuA4 histone acetyltransferase complex; nucleus
Source: RefSeq, a predicted model, not a curated record